This is a messenger RNA of Dufourea novaeangliae, 1331 nucleotides long. Its product is annotated as probable DNA primase large subunit. Bases 69 to 1331 code for a protein of 420 amino acids. The record is from RefSeq and is a predicted model, not a curated record. The transcript has 4 exons. Lineage: Eukaryota; Metazoa; Arthropoda; Insecta; Hymenoptera; Halictidae. Gene Ontology annotation, cellular component: alpha DNA polymerase:primase complex. Gene Ontology annotation, biological process: DNA replication, synthesis of primer.
CCCCUGAAGAAUAGAAAGAAGUGACAUGUUACAGGAAUAGUUGGGUAAAAGAAUUAUAUAUUUGGAAUAUGUUUUACAUUCGUGCUCCAACAGGACAGGUAUUGCUCCAUGAUUUAGAAAAAUGUAUUUUUGGUAGGUUAGAAUAUUUAGAGUUACUGUAUCAGGGUAGACCUCACGAAUUCAAGGGCAAUUGUGAAUAUUUAUUAGAAAAUUCAGCAUAUGAUAAAAUUGGUCAUUUUUCAUUGCGAUUAUUAGCCUCUGUGUCACAAGAUCUAUUUUAUUAUUGGAUAAUUAGAGAAACUGUAUUAUUUCAAAAGAGACUGAAUUAUAUAUUGCCUAGACAAUUACAUAGACUAUUAAGAAGUAUUAUACGUCAACUUAGGUUGCUUACAAAUAAAGAAAAAUUAAUUAAUAACACAUUAAUUGACGUAUGUACUUUUUUCUCAAAACAAUUUGUUUUUAUGCAUCUCGCAACAAAAGAUCAUAAAGAAGAAUGCAAUUUUUUUCAAACCAAAGUGAGAUAUGAAUUAGUACCAGACUUAAUAAAAAAAAGAAAAGUAGAGUUAAGUAAUGGAUAUGCUAUUAUAUACUGUUCCAAAUUAAAAGAAGUCCUGUUAGCAUUAUUUUGUACUUACAUACACAAAGAAGUAACAUGUAUUAAGUCAAAAGCACAACAUACUAUAAAUCAAGAUGUUAGACUGGACUAUUUAUAUCAGAAAAUCCAUUGUCAAAUAUUUCAAACAAGCCAUGGAUAUGGACACAUAACUGUUGAUAAUAUAGAUAUGCAAAUGAGAAAUUUUCCUCUCUGCAUGCAACAUUUGUAUAGAAAAUUACGAAAUACACAUCGACUUAGUCAUUAUGCUCGUUUACAUUAUAGCCUAUUCCUAAAAGAUGGAGGAAUGCACAUAGAAGAUGCUAUAAAUUAUUGGAAGGAAGAAUAUUCCAAACCUCAUUCAUGUUCUUCCAUCUGUUCACACCAAUGGCAAGUAAAUGAACGCAAAUUUCUAUAUAGUAUUAGACAUCUUUAUGGUCUAGAAGGAUCUAAAAAAAAUUAUAAAUCACCCAACUGUGAAUUUAUGUGUGCAAAUGUUUCUAGCCCAAUGUAUGAAGGAGGAUGUCCAUUUAAAAAUUUUAAUACAGAUAGUUUAAAGAGUCUUUUAUCUUUAUCAUUAACAGAUAACAAAGUAACUGAACUAUUAAGUAUUAUUACUCCUCAAAAUCCUCAGUCUGCUUGUGGAGAAUUUUUUAAAUUAAUUGACCAAAGAAAUAGUGAUAAUAUUGUCAUCAAAAGUCCAUUACAAUAUUAUUUAGCAAUGAUUAAUCAAAUUUAA